AUGACAGCACAAUCGCCCACCAAGCGAAGGGGUCGCUUAUCUUCCAGCACCCAAGAGAACGACGAUGUGGCUCUCAAGGCCCGUCGCGAACGCAACCGCGAAGCCCAAAACAUCUUUCGCCGUCGUCGCCAAGCCGCCGAAGCAGCACAGGCCCAGCGCGUCCGCCGUCUCGAGCAGGUCGUCGAGGAGAUGAGCUCCGUCUUCAUGUCCUUUGUCGACGAGAUGCUCACCACUGAAGCCGUCGUGAGCGGACAACCUAACCUUGUGGGGAGCUUGCGCCGCAGCAUGGAGAGGAUUCUCGAGCUAGCUCAUGAGGUCGUCGGCCCAGAGGAGGAUCUCGUCGUGCUGCCGAGAUCGAACUCUCCAACUGAGGAGAAUAUGCCCACGGGCAAGUCGCAUAGUCCCGAUAGUGAGCGCAGUGAGACGACGUCGGAUUCUGGCUCCUCCCUGGCUGUAACAUUGAGACGAAUCCAGCCUGUUCAGCCACCGCAGACUUCAGCACUGACGAGCGCACUGUCGACGUCAAACUCAACGUCAGCAACGUCUAUAUCACCACCGACGCCACAAUUCACAACGCUCCACAACUUCCAGCAACCGUCUCUCGGCAAACCCGUCUCAAUCCCGUCUUUCAACCUUGCGCCCCAAAUCUUUGGCAACGGCUGGCUCGGUACAACGCCCACUGCGCCCAGCGAAGUCGUCCCGACAGGACCACAGUACAACUCGCCCUUCUCAUUCCGCGUCGCCAACACGGCUCUAACAAUAGCAUGUCAACUUCUUGUAAACUCACCACCUGAACACGCCAUGACUCCACAACAAGCUCGUCUGUUCUGCAACACCCUCAAAGGUCGUGCCAAGGAGGAAAUGCUCACACGUUUACGCUGGCUUAUUGGUCCUGGAAAACACGAAAUGUACCGCGUUAUUGAUUUACCUUAUGGACGAUACGGACAUCACGUUUAUGCUCGUGGUGAGCUCAACCCGGCGACGAUAGAGGACAUUGAAUGGCCAUGGCCUACACGACCGGCUGGAUCACACAUCGAUCAUUUCACACGUUUCUUCAGCAUUGUUGGUGUCGAGAAACAGCUUCUUGCGCUAGGUGCCCGGAUGGUCGAUAACGAAACGCUGGAACUCAAUUUGAACAACUCGCCCAUGCCCAACGUCGGAAAUGCUAUUCCCAAACAACCGGAGAGCUGGAGCUUUGUGAAUUGCUUCUCAUUCCCGACGCAGCCCAAGAAUAGUCCCGUGACAGUGCGGCUGAGUGUGCCCGCUCUCGUCUUGUCGCUAGCCUCAAGAUCUUGCUGUUUAAUGCGAGGACCGGGAAUACCCAGAUCCGAGAUUGGAAGUGCUAUUGAAGAAGCCAUUAUCAAGGUGGGAUGA
Messenger RNA from Fusarium venenatum, 1374 nucleotides. RefSeq lists its product as uncharacterized. Lineage: Eukaryota; Fungi; Ascomycota; Sordariomycetes; Hypocreales; Nectriaceae. Gene Ontology annotation, molecular function: DNA-binding transcription factor activity. Gene Ontology annotation, biological process: regulation of DNA-templated transcription. The record is from RefSeq and is a predicted model, not a curated record.